Molecule: messenger RNA, 576 nt
Organism: Prunus armeniaca (apricot)
Lineage: Eukaryota; Viridiplantae; Streptophyta; Magnoliopsida; Rosales; Rosaceae
Source: the annotation of a GenBank genome assembly
AUGAAGCUCACCAGAACAAUGGCAUUCAAAUCAGCUAUAGUGCAACCCAAAAACCCACCACUCUUCAACCCCACAUUUUCUUGCUGCCUGAAACCAUCCGUUCAGUUCAGGGAGAAGCCACUGAAGGAUUUUGAAUUCAAUAUCAAAAGAAGAAUUGGGGCAAUAGCAGCAGUAAGUUGGGCACUAAUGGCGGCGAAAGAAGCAAUUUUUGUUGAAGCUGCGAAUGGAUUUGACUUGCAACUGGUAGCACCUGGCCAGACAAUUGAAGAGGCAGAGAGUGGAAUCAAAGGUCAUGCACAAGCUCUGUUACAAGUGAAAGAGCUCAUAGAUUUAGAGUCAUGGAGAGAGGUACAAAUAGCUCUCAGGAAGAGCUCAGCAGUCUUGAAACAGGACAUUUAUACCCUAAUUCAAGCAAAACCUGCAAAUGAGAGGCCCCAACUGAGAAAACUUUAUUCUGACCUCUUCAACAAUGUGACCAGACUUGAUUAUGCAGCUAGGGAUAAAGAUGCAUCAUAUAUCCGACAAUGCUAUGAGAACAUUGUUGCAGUUCUGAAUCAAGUGCUAUCUAGAAUAUAA